Messenger RNA from Ostrinia nubilalis (European corn borer), 725 nucleotides. RefSeq lists its product as uncharacterized. Lineage: Eukaryota; Metazoa; Arthropoda; Insecta; Lepidoptera; Crambidae. The record is from RefSeq and is a predicted model, not a curated record. The transcript is spliced from 5 exons. Bases 138 to 563 code for a protein of 141 amino acids.
GCGCGCGAAACUACUCUCCAGAACUCAGGUCAAAUUAUUAGUUUGAAAUAAAUUAGAAAAGUGCAUUUUAAUAUCGAAAUUAAAAUCGUGAAUUUUGCAAUUAUAUUUGCUGCUGAUCGUGUGAUGUUCAAAGGAAGAUGAUGUGUCGGCCCGUCCCUCUGAUGCUGGUGGCGCUUACCACCGCGCUCGCCGCCCCCGCCACUAUGUAUGAUGACUAUCCAGUAGUAGUCCCACAGAAGAGAGCAGCCCUAGUGUUGGACAGACUCCUGAUCGCGCUACAGAAGGCUCUACACGACAGCCCGCCGCGCUACGAGCGGCCGAUCGUAGAAGGGCCCCGCACUGCAGCGUUGCGCAUCGCCGAUGAUGAAAUGACCGGGGUCAGCGCGGGCGGCGAGCGCGAUGAGUGGUUGGGGCCCGAGGAUCUGCGCGUUGCGCCGCUGCGUGUGCCCGCACACGACUACAGCGAUAUGACCGGCCUGCAAAGGCGCGGGCAGUCCGCCGGCGCGCCCGGCGUCCGAGGCAGGGUGCUGCGGUGCUACUUCAACGCUAUCACCUGCUUCUAACACACGUCCAAGUGUAGUUCCUACUUUAUAUUCAUUAUUGUAUUUACCAAUAAACUUGUAUUGCAAAGAGACGUAUAAUGUAACAAUUUUUUUCAUCGGAGAUUAAAUGUUAUCUACGUAUCACUCUGUAUUUGACAUACCAAAUUAUACGAAUAAAUUCCA